Messenger RNA from Brassica rapa (field mustard), 1780 nucleotides. RefSeq names its product feruloyl CoA ortho-hydroxylase F6H1-2. Lineage: Eukaryota; Viridiplantae; Streptophyta; Magnoliopsida; Brassicales; Brassicaceae. The record is from RefSeq and is a predicted model, not a curated record.
AAAUAACAUGCUUUUUAUAUAUUUUUUUAAUCUGUUAUCAUAUCGUACAUAUUUAUAAUAAUAAUUACAUUAAAACUUUAUAAAUUAAUCUAACUCCAGUAAUAAUUAGUGAAGAUUUCAAGAAGCUAACUAUAUAGUGACGUUAGUCAAAAUUGUAAUACAUAAAAUCAGUUUUAUUUAACAAUACACGUAUUCGAUAAAUUUAUUAAUUAAAAAUUCACAAAAAUGCUAGAAAUUGUUAAAAAUAUUACUAUUAUAGAACUUUUCUUUACAUAUAAAUACUAACAAAUUUUUAAAAAAUAUAUCUCUCAAAUUAUGUCCUAAUCGGUGGUUUGAGUGGGUUGUCCCCUAGUUAAAUGAUGUGGUGGCUAACAUGAUUUGUUUCUUUAUGGACAUGUUUUUCUUUAUUGCCAAUCUGAGUAAACUUUUAGGUGAAUGACCAUAGUAACUUUUAGGUCAUUUUCAUGUAUAAAAGAAAGCAUACAUACAAUAAAUAUUUUCAUUCACUCACUAAACCAUGACUCCAACCAAUGACGUGAGAGAGUUCGUGGUGAACCAGAGAAACGGAGUAAAAGGUCUCGUCGACUCUCUGAAACUAACCGCACUUCCUUCUCCAUACAUUCAACCUUCUCAAGAACGCCUCACUUCCGACAAAAUCCUCUCAUCACCUUCGCAAAUUCCUGUCAUCGACGUGUCUAACUGGAAUGACCCGCAAGUGGCUAGUGAGAUCUGCCAUGCAGCGGCUAAGCACGGGUUGUUUCAGAUAGUGAACCACGGGAUAGUUCCGGGGGAGUUGAAGGCUUUGAUUGCGGCGGCGCGUGGGUUUUUUGAAUUGCCAGCGGAAGAGAGGAGAAGGUACUGGAGAGGAAGUUCGGUGUCGGAAACGGCGUGGCUGACCACUAGCUUUAAUCCUUACAAAGAGAGUAUUUUGGAGUGGAGAGACUUCCUCAAGUUUGAGUUUCUUCCUCAACGGCAUGGUUAUGAUGCCACGUGGCCUCCUGUCUGCAGGGAACAGGUGACAGACCAUUUCAAGAGGAUGAAACCAAUCGCCAAUAAGAUCUUAACCAUACUUAUGAACAAUCUAAACUCAACCAUCGACGACUCUAGUAACCAAACACUGAUGGGAACAAUGAGAAUGAAUUUUAACUACUAUCCGGAAUGUCCUGAGCCAACCCUCGCAAUUGGAACUGGUCGCCACUCAGACAUCAACACCCUCACUCUCCUCCUACAAGAGGACGGUAUCUUGAGCAGCCUCUACGCUCGAGCCACCGAGGACGGGGAUAAAUGGAUUCAUGUCCCUCCGAUUCCGGGAGCAAUUGUGGUUAAUAUUGGAGACGUGUUACAGAUAAUGAGCAAUGAUAGGUACAGGAGCGUGGAGCAUUGUGUGCUGGUUAAUAGAUCUUGUAGCCGAGUUUCUAUUCCAGUUUUCUGUGGACCGGUUAAUGAUUCGGCUAUUGAGCCGUUACCAGAGGUGUUAGAGAACAAUGAGAUGGCUCGGUAUAGAAAGGUUGUGUACUCGGACUACUUGAAGGAUUUUUUUGAAAGACCCCAUGAUGGAAAGACGACUAUUGAGUCGAUUAAAUUAUAAGGAUGUGGUUUAUAAAAGGGUUUAAAUCAGAUCAAGACUCAGAAUCUAUCUUUCUUUUUAUUAUUGUUGUUUACCUUUUCAAAGGUUCUCGUUAAAAUAACAUUUAAAAUAAGGACAUGAAGGGCUUUGUUGGAAAACCCCAUGAUGUUAAGAAAAAUAUUGAGUCGAUUAAAUAAUAACGAUUUGAUUAAA